Molecule: messenger RNA, 3627 nt
Organism: Manihot esculenta (cassava)
Lineage: Eukaryota; Viridiplantae; Streptophyta; Magnoliopsida; Malpighiales; Euphorbiaceae
Product: translation initiation factor IF-2, chloroplastic
Exons: 13
Coding region: 208-3285 (1025 amino acids)
Biological process (GO): translational initiation
Molecular function (GO): translation initiation factor activity; GTP binding; GTPase activity
Source: RefSeq, a predicted model, not a curated record
UUAAGGAAAUGUUUAAAAUCCAAGAAAACCUGUAAAGCCUUAUCACAUCUAUGGAAGAAUUUAACCGGCACAGAGCAGCCACACAAAUUCCCAAUUUUAGCUUUUUCCAUCACCACAAAAUAUAUUUCCCUCUGCCUUCCAAUCACAAAGCCUCUCGUCUCUCCUUUCUCUGACAAUUCCCAAACUUUGCAUGAGAAGAGAGGAAGCAUGCCGUCCCUGGCUUCCUUGAUUAGCUUAGGGAGCUUUAGUGUGACGGCAGCCAUCACUAGUUCAUCGGAAUCUUCUCCUUCUCCUUCUUAUUCUUCAUUUGUUCGGAGAGUUUCUCUAGCUAAAAGGAGUUUUAGGAGUGCCAAGAGAUGGCACUGUGUUUGUAGAUAUUCAGUCACUACCCCAGAUUUCAUUGCUGAACAAGGCAAUGCUGUGUCUCUUGAUUCUAACAAUUCAUUUAGAGCAAGCAAUAAUGGUGAUGUUGAUAACGAAAUCGUACUUAAGCCUGCGCCUAAGCCUGUGUUGAAAUCUGCUUCUUUAGGCUCUAAGGGUGAAUCCCUUUUAGGUGUGAGCUCUAUUGAGUUGGACCCUUCGAGUGAUUCUGAUGAUGAACGGGAGAGGAAUGAGGUGAUUGAGUCUCUUGGUGAGGCGUUGCAGAAGGCCGAAAAGCUUGAAAAUUCUAAGCCGAGUCUUAGCACUACUAGGAAAGAUAAUGGAAAUGUAAAUAAACCGACACCAUCUAACAUGGGUGUAAAUUCCAGAGUUGCUAAAUCUGGGAACCUUGCUGCAACUGGCAAAACUAAAACUUCGAAGAGUGUGUGGCGGAAAGGGGACACUGUGGUAAGUGUGCAAAAAGUCGUGAAGGAAGCUCCUAAGACUAAUAAUAAGCUUGUGAAAGAAAAGGAAAACAUAACAAGGGAAGGAACAAAGCUAGAAUCUCAACCUAGUGUUCCUUUAAGGCCCGUGCAGCCUCCCCUGAGACCUCAGCCCAAAUUACAGGCUAAGCCAUCUGUAGCUCCUCCUCCUAUGAUGAAAAAGCCUGUUAUCCUGAAGGAUGUGGGAGCAGCUCCAAAGCCACCAGUUGGUGAUAAAGCUGAUUUGGGUGCUACAAAAAGUACUGGAAGGCAGCCAAUUUUAGUUGACAAAUUCGCCCGUAAAAAACCUGUUGUUGAUCCUCUAAUUGCUCAAGCAGUUUUAGCCCCCACAAAACCAGGAAAGGCCCCUGCCUCUGGAAAGUUCAAAGACCGAAAGAAAAGUGUUUCUCCUGGAGGACCACGGAGACGAAUUGUUGAUGAUGAUGAUGUUGAGAUUCCUGAUGAAGAAACAUCAGAGCUAAAUGUCCCUAUUCCAGGUGCAGCUACUGCGAGGAAAGGGAGGAAAUGGAGUAAAGCUAGCCGGAAAGCAGCUAGACUCCAGGCUGCCAAAGAGGCAGCUCCUGUCAAAGUAGAAAUUUUAGAAGUUGGGGAAAAAGGUAUGUUGAUUGAGGAGUUAGCCUACAAUUUGGCCAUUAGUGAAGGUGAAAUUCUUGGUUAUCUCUACUCAAAGGGGAUUAGACCUGAUGGGGUGCAAACACUGGACAAGGACAUGGUAAAGAUGGUGUGCAAGGAGUAUGAUGUAGAGGUCAUAGAAGCUGAUCCUGUUAGAUUUGAAGAAAUGGCAAGAAAAAGGGAAAUUCUUGAUGAAGAUGAUCUGGACAAACUGGAAGAGAGGCCCCCUGUCCUCACUAUAAUGGGGCAUGUGGAUCAUGGCAAGACAACCCUGUUGGAUUACCUUCGUAAAAGCAGGGUGGCUUCCUCAGAGGCUGGUGGGAUUACACAAGGAAUUGGAGCAUAUAAAGUUUUGAUACCAGUUGAUGGGAAGUUGCAACCUUGUGUUUUCCUUGAUACUCCUGGGCAUGAGGCAUUUGGAGCAAUGAGAGCUCGAGGAGCAAGGGUGACAGAUAUUGCAAUUAUUGUGGUAGCUGCUGAUGAUGGUAUUCGCCCUCAGACAAAUGAGGCCAUAGCUCAUGCCAAAGCAGCUGGAGUUCCAAUUGUAAUUGCUAUAAAUAAGAUAGAUAAAGAUGGAGCAAAUCCAGAAAGAGUCAUGCAAGACCUUUCUUCAAUUGGUCUCAUGCCAGAAGACUGGGGUGGUGAUGUCCCAAUGGUUCAGAUCAGUGCUCUCAAGGGGGAUAACAUAGAUGAUUUGUUAGAAACUGUUAUGCUUGUUGCUGAGUUGCAAGAGUUGAAGGCUAAUCCUCAUAGAAAUGCAAAGGGUACUGUUAUUGAGGCAGGUCUUCAUAAAUCUAAAGGACCGGUAGCUACAUUUAUUGUGCAGAAUGGCACGCUUAAAAGAGGGGAUAUAGUGGUUUGUGGAGAAGCUUUUGGCAAGGUGCGAGCUUUAUUUGAUGAUAGUGGAAACCGAGUUGAUGAAGCUGAACCAUCUAUUCCUGUACAGGUUAUUGGAUUGAAUAAUGUGCCAAUUGCUGGUGAUGAAUUUGAAGUUGUUGCCUCCCUUGAUAUUGCACGGGAAAAGGCUGAGGCACGUGCAGAAUUAUUGCGUGAUGAGCGGAUAUCAGCCAAGGCUGGGGAUGGAAAAGUUACACUUUCUUCUUUAGCGUCGGCUGUUUCAUCAGGAAAGCUGUCUGGUCUAGACUUGCACCAGCUAAAUAUUAUAAUGAAAGUUGAUGUUCAGGGAUCAAUUGAAGCUGUCAGACAAGCCUUACAAGUGCUCCCCCAGGAUAAUGUCACCUUGAAGUUCCUUUUGCAAGCAACAGGAGAUGUUAGCACCAGUGAUGUUGAUCUUGCCAUUGCUAGUGAAGCUAUUAUUUUAGGAUUUAAUGUCAAAGCGCCAGGUUCUGUCAAGAGCUAUGCAGAAAACAAAGGUGUUGAGAUUCGGUUAUAUAGAGUUAUCUAUGAUCUCAUUGAUGAUGUACGAAAUGCAAUGGAAGGACUUCUGGAACCUGUUGAGGAAGAAAAAACAAUAGGCUCAACAGAAGUCCGGGCUGUAUUUAGCAGUGGCAGUGGUCGUGUUGCUGGAUGCAUGGUAACAGAUGGGAAAGUAGUGAAAGGAUGUGGCAUUAAAGUCAUUCGAAAGAAAAAGAUAGUCCAUGUUGGUGUACUUGAUUCCCUGAGACGAGUUAAGGAAAUUGUGAAAGAGGUAAACGCUGGGCUAGAGUGUGGUAUUGGGAUGGAAGACUUCGAUGAUUGGGAGGAAGGAGAUACCAUCGAGGCCUUCAACACAGUUGAGAAGAAGCGGACCCUCGAAGAGGCAUCAGCUUCAAUGGUAGCUGCAAUGGAAGAAGCAGGAAUUAACUUGUAGAAGAACGUACAGUGUGGCAUCAAAAUUGGCAAAUUUGCUUUCCCCGACGGACAGGGGAAAGAAAAAAUCAUCAUAGAUGAAACAGCUUAUGAAAUCAGUGGUCUACAUUGCUCAACAGGAAGAAUAUAUAAAUGGGGCUGGCCUUGGCAUGCAAUUUAUUUCUAAGUGCCAAGUGCUUCAGAGACUUGAAGCCUGAGCAUGCAUUAAUUUUGCCCAUUGUUGUACGCUAUUCUGUCUGUAUGUAUGUAUGUAUAUAUCACAAGGGACAACCUUACAAGUUCCUUAAUGAUUAUAUGUCUCAAAAAUACUCUGGAAUGGCAUUCAAAGGUGAGAUUUUUUUUU